GUUAGGUGAAACCAAUGGAGUCCAACAACACCAACAAGAGCAGUAGGUAAGCACUUAAAGCCAAUAAUGAAGAGAACCGUCGCUGUGUGCGUCAAUGGCGUUGCGCCUUUGCCUAAACGCCACCUGGAGAUGGCAGAUAGAUGAUGUGAUUCAGCACAGUGCAGCAUUUGGGCCCCAAAUCCCCCCACCUAAAGGCAGCAGCAGCAAAGUCUGUGGACAACAAUCUCAUCUCUCAGUCCUUUCUCAAUCUCUCUCAGUCCGAUCUCAUGUCGCCGGCGAAAGGAGCAGUGUGCGUGACCGGCGCCGGAGGUUUCUUGGGCUCCUGGGUUGCUCAUCUCCUCCUCUCCAGAAACUAUCUAGUCCGCGGCACAGUCAGAGACCCCUUGGAUGAGAAAUAUGCCCACUUGAAGCAACUCCCAAAUGCAUCCGAGAAUCUGAAGCUCGUGAAGGCCGAUUUGCUUGAUUACCCUUCUCUGGUCGCUGCGAUUCAAGGCUGUUCGGGAGUUUUCCACGUUGCCAGCCCUGUUCCUUCUUCCUCUGUAUCAAACCCCCAGGUUGAGUUAAUUGAGCCAGCAGUGACUGGAACCCUAAAUGUCCUGAAAGCAUGCGUCGAAAACAAGGUUAAGCGAGUCGUGUAUGUUUCCUCUGCUGCUGCUGUUUUUAUGAACCCUUCCUGGCCCGAUACUCAGCCUAUGGAUGAGUCUUGCUGGUCUGACGCGGAAUAUUGCAGAACUACUGAGAACUGGUACUACCUCUCCAAGACAGAGGCUGAGAUCAAGGCAUUGGAGUAUGCGAAAGCCAACGGACUUGAUGUAAUAAGUGUGUGUCCCAAUCUCAUCAUCGGGCCACUUCUGCAGUCUACGGUGAACGCAAGCACCAUGGUUCUCACCAAGCUUUUGAAAGGUAAAGGGAAGGACUUGGAGGAGAACAAGCAUCAUCGGGUGGUGGAUGUGCGUGAUGUAGCUGAAGCGUUGGUUUUGGUGUAUGAGAAGCCCGAGGCGCAAGGGAGAUACAUAUGUACAGCACAUUCUAUCCAUGUUAAGGAGGUGGUUGACAUUUUGAAGGAGAAUUGUCCCAACUACAAUUAUCCUAAGAACAGCUUCACAGUUGGUGAGGAGAAGAAAGAAAUGAGCUCAGAGAAGUUGCAAAGGCUAGGUUGGAGCUACCGUUCACUGCAUGAAACUCUGGUGGACGCUGUGGAGAGUUAUAAGAAGGCUGGGGUAUUGGAAUAGAACUGAACCGUUCCAGUUAUUGGUGAAUCCAAAUUUCCAAUAUGGAUGAGGGCAUCCAUUUCCAUGUUAAACCAAAAUAGAGGUGUUGCUUGCUGCUGUUGGGAGUUAGCAGGGCCAUUGCAUUUGUUUGUUGUGUAUGGGUCCUAAUAAGUAUUCAGGGUGUUGAAGCCUACUGUAAAGGCAGAGCUUUUGGUGCUGCAGCAUAGAUGGUGUUUUGUCGAGUAAUAAAACAAUGGACGCAUUUGUCUGUUGAGAGUGGAUUGCAUUACAGCAAACGGUAGUAUUGAGUGGCAUUUGUCUGAGUAUGAUAUUGAUUAUUUAUAAACCCGUUGUAAAGAUCCACUUAAACUUGAUGAUGUGUUUUGAGAAAGUAUGGAUCGUAUGUAAUAUAAUACUUUUCGGUUCAGUAUGAACACAUAAUAUGUAUGC
This is a messenger RNA of Linum tenue, 1661 nucleotides long. The record is from the annotation of a GenBank genome assembly. NCBI's taxonomy places the organism in Eukaryota, Viridiplantae, Streptophyta, Magnoliopsida, Malpighiales, Linaceae.